AUAUUUCUUCCAAACCCCUUGUUAUAAAAUAUAUAAAUAUAUAUAGGUGAAUCAAGAAGUAUUUACUAGUAACUAUAGUUGCAUAGUCGAUCAUUUUGGGGGUAGAGAGAGAGAGAGAGAGAGAAUAGUGAAGGAAAUAAAAGCAUGGAAAUCUCUGAAGCAUAUCCAAUGAAUGGCGGAGAUGGCCUCCAUAGCUACGCCAAGAACUCCACUCCCCAGAGAAGAAUCAUAGAUGUUUCCAAAGAAGUAGCAAAAGAGGCAAUUUUAGAAAAGCUUGACAUUGGUGUUCUUAAUUCUUCAAAAACAUUUGGGAUUGCAGAUUUGGGUUGCUCUGUUGGUCCAAAUACAUUUGCAGCAGUGGAAAACAUAAUCGAAGCUGUGAAAAACAAAUACCAAAGCCGAGGCCUAAAUUCCAAAAUCCCAGAAUUCCAAGUCUUUUUCAAUGACCAUGUCUCUAAUGAUUUCAACUUGCUCUUCGCAUCCCUCCCUCAGGACAAACAAUACUAUGCUGCAGGCUCGCCGGGCUCUUUCUACGGUCGCCUAUUUCCCGAGGCUUCUCUUCACAUUGUUCAUUCUUCCACUGCCCUGCAAUGGCUUUCUAGAGUGCCGAAAGAGAUAGUGGACAAGGACUCUCCUGCUUGGAAUAAAGGAAAAGUUCACUAUGCAAGUUCUGGUGACCAAGUGAUUCAGGCUUAUAAAGCUCAAUAUGAAAAGGACAUGGAGAAAUUCCUUCAAGCCAGGGCACAUGAGAUUGUGCAUGACGGGCUAAUGCUACUCAUUUUACCUUUCAACCCCAAUGGAAUUCAUCCUUCUCAAUCUGCAUCAAAUUUGUGUUUAGACCUUUUUGGAUAUUCUCUCAUGGACCUUGCAAAAAAGGGAAGAGUUAGUGAGGAGAAAGUGGAUUCCUUUAACCUUCCAUUAUAUAUCACGACUCCCCAAGAAUUUAAAGCUGUUGUGGAAAGAAAUGAAGGUUUCAGCAUAGAAAGAACGGAAAUAUUGCCUAGAACAGAUUUUGUAAAUGGAAUUGGCCCAAAUGGGCAUCAAAUAGCAACUUACCUGAGAGCUGGGAUGGAGGGGUUAAUUAAGAAGCAUUUUGGAGGUGAUAUCAUAGAUGAACUCUUUGAGUUGUAUGCUAAGAAAGCCGAUGAGAUAUUAAUCCCCGCCAUGGUUAAAUCAGCUGAACAGGGAGUUACCUUAUUUGCUGUGCUUAAACGCAAAGCUUAUUAGUCUUUCAUAUGAAGGAUUUAUAAUGUGUUGGCUAAAUUUGAGGAUCCUGUAAACAUAACCGUAUUGGAAACACAACCUUUCCUUUAUAUAUAGAUAGAAUGUGUGUUUAUGUUUGCUA
Molecule: messenger RNA, 1345 nt
Organism: Ziziphus jujuba (common jujube)
Lineage: Eukaryota; Viridiplantae; Streptophyta; Magnoliopsida; Rosales; Rhamnaceae
Product: loganic acid O-methyltransferase-like
Exons: 3
Coding region: 145-1227 (360 amino acids)
Biological process (GO): methylation
Molecular function (GO): S-adenosylmethionine-dependent methyltransferase activity
Source: RefSeq, a predicted model, not a curated record